AUGCUUCCCCAGAAAAAAUGUUGUUUCUACAGGUCAACCCCUAGGGAAACUAUGGCCUGGUCCCAAUCUGUGGAUACGCUACUAGCCAAUAAAGACGGCUUGGCCGCCUUCAGAGCGUUUCUGAAGUCCGAGUUCAGCGAGGAGAACAUUGAGUUCUGGCUGGCCUGCGAGGACUUCAAGAAAACCACGUCCUCUGCUAAGAUUGCCUCAAAAGCCCAAAAGAUUUAUUCUGACUUCAUACAAGCUGAUGCUCCAAAGGAGAUAAAUAUUGACUAUCACACCAGAAACCACAUCUCUCAGAGUAUCUCAGAGCCCAGCCUCAGCUGCUUUGACGACGCGCAGAGGUUGGUCUAUGGUCUCAUGGCAAAGGACUCCUUCCCCAGGUUUCUCAGGUCAGAGGAGUAUAAGGAACUAGUGAACAAGCAACAGGAUGGGAACCAGAAAAGACGGCUCCCGUUUCUGUGA
Messenger RNA from Rhea pennata, 465 nucleotides. RefSeq names its product regulator of G protein signaling 21 (gene RGS21). The transcript has 4 exons. The coding region runs from base 1 to 465 and encodes 154 amino acids. The record is from RefSeq and is a predicted model, not a curated record. Lineage: Eukaryota; Metazoa; Chordata; Aves; Rheiformes; Rheidae.